AUGUUUCGUCAAUUAUUGCCAGUUAGUUACACGGACGUACGUGAUCUUACGCUAGAGGAGUUUGGCUCAGAGAUGCACGGAAUAAGCCGAAAUGGACACAUUUCGAGUGGAAACCGUGAAGUGAAUGUUUCGUCAAUUAUUGCCAUUAGUUACACGGACGUACGUGAUCUUACGCUAGAGGAGUUUGGCUCAGAGAUGCACGGAAUAAGCCGAAAUGGACACAUUUCGAGUGGAAACCGUGAAGUGAAUGUUUCGUCAAUUAUUGCCAGUUAG
Brugia malayi is the source of this 273-nucleotide messenger RNA. RefSeq lists its product as uncharacterized. Bases 1 to 273 code for a protein of 90 amino acids. The transcript is spliced from 2 exons. The record is from RefSeq and is a predicted model, not a curated record. NCBI's taxonomy places the organism in Eukaryota, Metazoa, Nematoda, Chromadorea, Rhabditida, Onchocercidae.